Messenger RNA from Eutrema salsugineum, 867 nucleotides. RefSeq lists its product as uncharacterized. Lineage: Eukaryota; Viridiplantae; Streptophyta; Magnoliopsida; Brassicales; Brassicaceae. The record is from RefSeq and is a predicted model, not a curated record. The transcript is spliced from 3 exons. The coding region runs from base 12 to 650 and encodes 212 amino acids.
AUAGAGAUGAGAUGACUAAGAUCAAAGAUAAAUACGUUCCUGGGCUUGAAUUACUCUAUCUUCAGGAAUACGACUCAACGAAAUCUACUGGUUCCUCCAGUAAGGAGGUUGGCAUGUUGUAUAAGCUAGAGUAUGGUGAAGUAGGUGCAAGGGUUGUUUGCAAAUCCAACCCUAUUGCCCACUUAACCGGUACUUUAAGACUUUUCAACAGCCGCCUAACUGGUUACGAACUCACCUCCGUGGGACUUGUUGAUGUCAACAGACGCAGGCUUUAUAAGUGGAAUAUUGGGCUCACCAUCAUUGCAGGAAACUUGUCAGGGCAACUGAAACUGCAUGCUAAUGAAAUCGUGGUUUCAACCCGGCAUCGGAUUCACCCAAGAUUUGUGUCUCUCACCGAGAACAGGUUACCGUAUAGAGAGCGCCAACACAAACACAAGAGGUCCACUCUGGCUAUGGGAUUCGAAUUCGAGCUUAGCUCUAGGUUAGCUCUUGAAGUGAUGGUUUCUCAUUUUCAACCUCCCACUUUUGCACUCCAAUACCACUGUUCGAAUCCUCAAUGUGUCGUUAGAGUUUCGAGUGAUGUCUACUCCAACAGAACUGGUGUUUCCAUUGCAUUCCAUCCUUCUUCUUUCUUUUCUUCUAGUCCAUAACCAAUAGUUAGUUAUUCUCGCAUGCCUUUAUUGGGUCCAUAUAUUCUGGUGUCCUAGGCGUAGAGGAACAACACCAAAAUCCAUCCCCAACUUGGUGCUCAAUUAACACUCAUAUUAAGGUUUUUGUUUGUUGUCUUCCUAGUAAUCUAACUGAUUUGCAUCUUUGGUUGUUUCUUCCUGUUGCUUUUAACCUUAUUGUAUGUUCCAGAGACAUGAA